Molecule: messenger RNA, 786 nt
Organism: Pseudovirgaria hyperparasitica
Lineage: Eukaryota; Fungi; Ascomycota; Dothideomycetes; Acrospermales; Acrospermaceae
Product: ribosomal protein L14b/L23e
Exons: 5
Coding region: 159-584 (141 amino acids)
Biological process (GO): translation
Cellular component (GO): cytosolic large ribosomal subunit; ribosome
Molecular function (GO): structural constituent of ribosome; large ribosomal subunit rRNA binding
Source: RefSeq, a predicted model, not a curated record
UGGAAACGCCAAGACGCUAGUAUUUAUCAAGCUAGUGGGCUUAAGCGAAACUUCGCGCACCAUUUUGAGUCGCACCUCAACUCGUUCAAGACGACUACCAACGAAGCGACGAAGCGCCCCGACAAUUCCGGCACGAUUUUAACUCAUAUAUCGCAGAAAUGUCUUCAAAAAGAGGUCGCGGUUCCUCCUCCGGUAACAAGCUCAAGAUGACGCUUGGUCUGCCAGUCGGUGCCGUCAUGAACUGCUGCGACAACUCCGGUGCCCGCAACUUGUACAUCAUCUCCGUGAAGGGUAUCGGUGCGCGCUUGAACAGACUUCCUGCUGGUGGUGUGGGUGACAUGGUCAUGGCCACUGUCAAGAAGGGAAAGCCCGAAUUGCGAAAGAAGGUCAUGCCCGCAGUCAUCGUCAGGCAAAGCAAGCCGUGGAGGAGAGCGGACGGUGUCUUCCUCUACUUCGAAGAUAACGCUGGUGUGAUUGUCAACCCGAAAGGUGAAAUGAAGGGAUCUGCCAUCACUGGACCUGUAGGAAAGGAAGCUGCCGAGCUGUGGCCACGUAUUGCCAGUAACUCAGGUGUGGUGAUGUGAGCUUUGGUAUUUCCCUGUUGAUGUUCUUUAUGAGGUUAUCCGGGCAUGCGCUACAUGCAUUUGGUGUCACGGACAUGGGGUAGACUUUUGCUAUAAAGAAGCAAGAGACCAAACCAAAUCAAGCAAAUAAAUCAAUUAGUCCAACACUCUGGAACCUGCGGACUGGAACGUGAACGGGAAAUGACGUAUUGACGAAUAUUGC